Molecule: messenger RNA, 723 nt
Organism: Eupeodes corollae
Lineage: Eukaryota; Metazoa; Arthropoda; Insecta; Diptera; Syrphidae
Exons: 2
Coding region: 1-723 (240 amino acids)
Source: RefSeq, a predicted model, not a curated record
AUGUGUGGAACAAGCUCCUCCAAUUUGCUGAUAGUAGGAGAUCUGAAUGGACGAGUGGGUACAGCAGAAGUGACAAAUGAAAACAUAAAUUUGAACACCAUCGAAUAUUGCAUUAAAAAAGCAGCUGCAAGGCAAAAUAACUAUGACAGAAGAGGAAUAUUUAAACAGCCAUGGCUUAAUAACUAUAGGCGAGAUAACUUUGAAUCUUCCAAACAAAAAUACCUUCAACUGAAUCGGAAAUUCAAAUCGUUGUGUAGAGAGAAGAAAGUAACUCACUAUGAAAACGAAGCGAAAAGCUUAGCAUCAUGUAAAAGUACGAGAGAUUUUUGGCAAAAACCUCAAACAAUAAACGGAAAGGUACAUGUCAUCAAUAGACACCUGAAUCGUGAGACGUUAAGAGUACAUUUUAAUGAACUGCUCAAUCAUUUGCCUACCACUAAUGAUAUUGUGCAAUUUGCUCAACCAACCUUUAGCAAUGAAAUAUUGGAAUCAGCAAUCGAGAAGGAUGAGGUUUGUACAGCCCUAAAACGUCUUAAGGAUGGCAAGGCAGCUGGAGCGGAUAGAAUACCUUCCGAAUUCUAUAAAUAUGGAUUGGACAUGUUGAUAAACCGAUUAACGGACAUGUAUUAUAUGGAUACUGGAGUUAUACCGAAAGAAUUCAAGGAAGCACUUAUUUUUCCCAUCCACAAAAAAAGGCAAUACGCUAGACUCUGGAAAUUAUAG